This is a messenger RNA of Thlaspi arvense, 1071 nucleotides long. The record is from the annotation of a GenBank genome assembly. Lineage: Eukaryota; Viridiplantae; Streptophyta; Magnoliopsida; Brassicales; Brassicaceae.
AUGGGGAAGGAGCAAUCCUUCGGACCACCGUCUCUGAUGACGUCACUUCCCGAAGACAUCAUUGUUGACAUCUUAGCGCGAGUAUCGAGAUGCAACUAUCCAACUCUUUCCCUAGUUUCUAAGCACUUCCGAUCACUCGUUGCGUCGCCUGAGAUAUACGCCAGACGGUCUUUGUUGGGCUGCACCGAACACUAUCUCUAUUUUGUCCUAUAUGAUAGAGACAACGGUUAUCACCGUUGGUAUAUUCUCAACUGGAAAGCCAACAGCAAUAGCCGCUUCGUCCUUAUCCCAUCGCUUCCCCAUAUACCUUACGAUGGAAGUUUUGUUGCGGUGGGUUCGAGGAUAUAUGUGUUUGGUGGGACUAACAAACACAAUAUGACAACGAGUGCGUUAACCAUCGAUUGUAGAUCUCACACGGUGCAACCUCUCCCCAGCAUGCCUGUGCCACUGUAUUAUGCAACCGCUGACAUCAUCAACGGGAGAAUUUACGUAGUUGGAAAUCGCAAUUAUUAUCACAGGGAGAAGACGAUGGUGGUGUUUAAUACAGAAACACAAACGUGGGAGGAGCCUGCGAUUAUAGAGCCAGACAUCGAGCUAGAUUACAUGGAUUAUGGGUGUGUGGUGAUGGCUGAUAAGCUGUACACGAGGGAUGUUCAUAACAGCUUUGUUUACGAUCCAAAGAAAAAUAAAUGGGAAACUGACGAGAUGCUGGAUAGAAAGGUGUGGAACAAUGCGUGUGUCGUCGACGACAUAUUGUACUACUUUGAUUGUGAUGAGAAGAGUUUAAGAGAGUAUGAUCCAAAGCAGAGGUGUUGGGGAGUGGUGAAAGGUGUGGAAGAAUUGUGGGCCAAGACAAGACUUGCAUGGUGGUCAAAGACUGUGAGUUACGGUGGGAGACUGGCUUUGUUUUGUAACUUUAAAGAAGAAGAAAGAAAACAAGAGAUUUGCUGUGCGGAGAUAUCGCUGGAAAGACGUCAAGGAGGAGAGACUUGGGGUCAAGUUGAGUUUUGUGGUCAUGUUUUGACUGGCAAUUUUAUCUUGGCGAAGAAACCUCUAGCUCUUAUGCUUUGA